UUCACGUGGCUGAGGAGAGAUUAGGCAUGAUGGAAAUUUAUCCUGUGCAGUAAUGUUACUCAGACAUUUUCUUCUUCAGCAGAAGGAGCCAAAUGGAGACGUUUGCUUUUCUGCAUCUUCUGCUUUUGGCAACAGGUGCAUCGGCCUAUGCAUGUAAGGAUCCUGGCCUGCAGUGCAGCAUUGUGGAUCAUCCGUACCACGUGCGUUUGGUUCAGCAGUUGCUGGAUGAUCCCGACAUUCUUCCACUAGUCGGGUUAAUCCAGCCGUUCUUGAUCUGCAGCGGGACUCUAAUUCAUGAACGAUGGGUUCUGAGUGCUGGAGACUGUUACUAUGAGCCAAACGCCGCGUACAUUGGACAGAAAGUAAAACCUUUAAGGGUGAGAUUCGGCUCCCGACCUGGCGAAAAUCAAGUGAUUCCACACGAAAACAUCAGGAAGUUCAGCAGCGAUUCAAACAUCAUGCUGGUUAAACUUCCUGAGACUGUGAGGAACAUCGUCACUGCACAGCUUCCAACAUCUUGCACUCAUCCAAAGAUUGGAGAGACGCUCCUUGGACUCAGUUGUCAUUGCACAGCGUAUGACUCAGAUACAGCUAAGGUCACUCUGUAUUGCGUGGAACGCAACAUCACUACUUGUGGUGAUCCAAAGAAGACAAGUUCUCAGCUUUCCUUCUGCGCCAGAGCCAUCAUGAGCAUUAGUCCAUUCCUCACCUGUCCAGAUGAUUCUGGUGGACCCCUUCUGAGGAGAGAAGGCUCUGCUGAUGUUGUAUAUGGAGUGAAGAUCUCAGAUGACAACUUCAUGGACGUCUGUGCUGAUGCUGUCAGGCAGUGGAUUCAUGAGACCAUUAAUGAAGGAUAAACCAGCUGGAUCUGAACUCUUGAAGACGAUGCCAUUACAGGCAUAAUGGCUUCCUGCUCCUGGAGGAACAUUUACAUAUUUACACCUACAUGUCUUCUGAGUUUGAAUACGGAAAGUUGAUGAUGGUGUAAUAAAGAUAAAUCAGAAAAA
Messenger RNA from Pygocentrus nattereri (red-bellied piranha), 1007 nucleotides. Its product is annotated as trypsin-2-like. Lineage: Eukaryota; Metazoa; Chordata; Actinopteri; Characiformes; Serrasalmidae. The record is from RefSeq and is a predicted model, not a curated record. Gene Ontology annotation, biological process: proteolysis. Bases 93 to 857 code for a protein of 254 amino acids. The transcript is spliced from 5 exons. Gene Ontology annotation, molecular function: serine-type endopeptidase activity.